Trachemys scripta elegans is the source of this 5764-nucleotide messenger RNA. It is a transcript of the gene RAB11FIP1, whose product is annotated as RAB11 family interacting protein 1. Bases 57 to 4382 code for a protein of 1441 amino acids. NCBI's taxonomy places the organism in Eukaryota, Metazoa, Chordata, Testudines, Emydidae. Gene Ontology annotation, cellular component: intracellular membrane-bounded organelle. The transcript has 6 exons. Gene Ontology annotation, molecular function: small GTPase binding. Gene Ontology annotation, biological process: regulated exocytosis. The record is from RefSeq and is a predicted model, not a curated record.
UUGCCGCGCGCACUCCCCGGCCGGGCCAGUCCCAGCUCGGCAAUCGGUCGGUCGAGAUGUCGCUGUCGGACUCUCCGCCGCGCUGGGCCCCCACCCAUGUGCAGGUAACGGUGCUGCGGGCCCGGGGGCUGCGGCCCAAGGCCAAGGGGGCCGGCGGCGGCAGCGACGCCUACGCGCUGAUGGCGCUGGGCAAGGAGAAGUUCGCCACCUCGGUGUCGGAGCGCUGCCUGGGCUCGCCCGUCUGGCGGGAGGAGGCCACCUUCGAGCUGCCCCCCCGCCGGCCCGGCCACGGCGGCGAGCCGGCCCUGCAGCUCACCGUGCUCCACCGCGCCCUGCUCGGCCUCGACAAGUUCCUGGGGCGGGCCGAGAUCCGCCUGGCCGAGCUGCAGGAGGAGGGCGGCCGCCGCAGCACCCGGUGGUAUACACUUCACUCCAAACCUGGCAAGAAGGAAAAAGAGAGAGGAGAGAUUGAGGUGGAUAUUCAGUUCAUGAGGAGCAACAUGACAGCCAGCAUGUUUGAUUUAUCCAUGAAAGACAAGUCCCGGUCUCCAUUUGGCAAGCUGAAAGGCAAACUCAAAGGAAAGCGGGCCAAUGGACUGCCUGACACGGCAUCCGCCAUCAUUCCCAGCAUAACUCACUCGCCAGCGGAUAGCGAAGAGGAAAGCCCUGAGAAAGAAAAGAAAAAAUCCAAGAUCAAAACCCUGUUUUCUAAACCUGGUUUGCAGAAAACCUCCCUCUCCCAGUCCAUGUCAGUUUUACCUGGUUUUCAGCCAGCGACGGAGAAAGUUAGGCUUAAACCUGGUGACUUUCAGGCAAAGUGGGGGGAAGAUGAUGAUGAUGAGUCCUUUCCUCCAAAUUCAGAAAAGGCCUUUGGAAACAAAGCUGAAGAUAACUCACUUCAUGUUCCUGUACUCAUGGCUCAUAAGAGAACAGCAAGUGCAGACAAUAAGCAACUAAACGAAAUAACCUCCAGCAACACCAAGAAAGAAGGACUCUCCUUAUUCAGUGGCCUUAAAUCCAAAAAUGAUCCCACACCCCGAUCCAACGUGUGUAUCAAUGGCAAUCAUGUUUAUCGGAAGGAAAGUGAAACAAAAAAGGAAACCAUGUCAAAGGACAACACUCCUUCCUCUUCCCCUCAAACAUUCAGGAAAAACCAGCCCUCUGAAUCAGAAGAAAACCUGUCUUCAAAAUACACUAAGGAACAUGAAAAGACAGGAAGAAUGUCUCCUAGUAGAGGUUUAUCUGGGUCCCACUCAUUGGAGUCCUUUAAGUCUAUGACCCUACCAUCAUACAAACUACUUAGCGGUGGAGAUUUACUGGGAAAUAGUGCUUCGCUGAGUUUAGAAACUGAAAAAGAAGAAACUAAAGAGGACAAAAAACAAGAGAACAAGAAGUCUGCUUUGUUGUCUCUAGUCACAGGAAGAAAGGAAGUAGUGAAAAACAAUGAUGUAGAAAACAUGUCUGACAUGACUUUGAAGGAGAGAGAAGCCAAACUUCUUGAAGAAAAAAAGAAUGAAAAAGAGGUAAAACCUGUUGAAAUCCCUAAGGACUAUAACCAAGAAAGUACUCCAAAAAACAGCAACACAGCAGAUAUUCCCAGAAACAAGAAAUCGCAUAACCCAUUUGAUGAAUCGCUCAUGGAAGAAGAACAGAAACCAGACAAGUCUGCAGCCUCUGCAAGGACAAUCCAAACCAAAGCUGUCAAACCCAGACUGGGAGUGUCUUCAGAGGAUGAAACCGAAGCCACGCUUCCUACUUCUGAACCUGAUUCCCUUUCUGCUUUCCUUUCUGCACAUCAUUCUAGUAAUGACAAUAACCCUUUCACUUCUAAAUUGGGACAAAAAAUUAAAGCACGAGACUCUAGUAGCCCUCUUCCUCCAUCUCUCAUUUCUGGACAACGUUCUAAUGAUAACGCUUUCAUUUCUGACUGGGAACAGGAAUCCAAAGCACAAGACUCGGAAAGCUUCACUAGUCCUCUCUUGUAUUUCCCCCAUCCUCCUGCAGCUCUGGGGCAUGUUUCUUCUCCUCUCCUUUCUACUCACCUUUCUAUUGACAAUAAUCCUUUUGUAUCUAAACUGGGACAGGAAUCAAAAGUGCAAGACUUCAAAAGCUUUACUAGUCCUCCCUCUUUCUCCCUUCCUUCUGCUGUUUCUAGCAAAAGCUAUUGUUCCUUUGCAAUAAACUUUGCUGAUUCAGAGCACCCUGCUUUUGUUUCUUCAGAGGAGUCUCAAAAUGAAAGUUUGACUAAUGAUACAAAUACUGUAUCAAAUUCUCUGGGGUCACUGUCUGAGUCAUCUCCUCUACCUGUGUACGAAAGGGUUGGGCAGACCCCAAAGAAACAGUGUGAUGCCAAAGAGGUACAGAUGGUAUCACCGGAUAAAAAAAAUAACAGUGGCGUUAAGAAAUCAGUGACCUUUCAUCUUGAUGAGUUGGAAUAUACUGAUUCCAGCAGAAAUCAUGCUGAGGCUUUAGACAGAGAGCAGCGUGAGAGAUGGCAUCCUGAUCCAUGUGAAGAAAUGUUCACUACUGAUCCAACCAUAACAGAAAAGAGAGAAGGGUUUGCCUCUGUGCUGGGUAUGGAGUGCUACCGUUCAUCUAAACUCUGUGAUGAAAGUAGUUCUGUUCAGAACAGUGAGAGCACUGUUCAGGAUGACAUUGAAGCCAGCAGUACGAGUGCUGAAACCUGGAUGAAAGAUGGCAAAGAACUGACUUCUCUCUCCAAGUCUAAUUAUAGCCUUUCACCUGGGAAUGCUGUAAUACAGCCAUCUUCUGCUGAAAGCAAAUUAAACGAGGAGCAAGAACUAUAUAGUGGAAAGAAAAGUAAGCAUUCACUCAACAUGGAAGAAUUUGGGCUCGCAUUACAGUCCAAGGUAACUCAUGCCAUCAAAAGUGACUCUUCAGUUCAAGUAGAGCCGCCAAAACCAACUCCAAGAGUUCACACGUUGCUUCCUAAGGACCCUAACAUGUCAGAGGAUGUUAGUGAGCUCAAUCCUCUAUUUGCAAAGCCAAAGCCUGCCCCAAGAAUUGCAAAGCCAAAGCCUGCCCCAAGAAAUGCAAAGCCAAAGCCUACCCCAAGAAAUGCUGUAAAACUAGAUAAGUGUGCACCUGUUUCUCUGACUGGUAGACUGAAAGAUGAAGAGCUGCUUACUCCAUCUGACAGCACAAUGUCUGGGUCUGGAUUUGUGUUUCAUAGAGAGAAUCCCAUGAACCCACAUGAAAACCCAGCAGGUGACAGCUUAUUAAAAACAGCCACUCGGUCAACUACACAUCAUCUUGACAGAGAUGAUAGCAAUAAUGGACCCUUAAAACACAAAACUUAUGGUCAUGAUGAUUCAUUAUUUGACUCUGGAACAGACCUUAAGUCUGCCAUUCCAGUUACUGGAGAUCAGAGUCUAACACAUGUUGGCCUUCCAGUUAUUCCAGAAGUAGGAUCAGAUGAUGAGCUUCUAGACAGCUCUCAAAAGAACAAUGAAAUGACUGCAAUUUAUAAAAGUUUUCCAAAUACAGAAAAUCAAUGUAUAGAUUCAUUGUCAGUCACUGAGGUAGAAAAACUCAGUUCAGGUAUGAGCUCUACUGAUAGAGCAAGUAUAUUACUUCAGAAGGGAGAAGGUGGUCCUGAAGAUACUUUUAAAUCUAGCAAAUCAUCCAAACUAAAUUCAAUAGUAGACAUUCAUAGUGCAAGCAGCAAGACUAGUGAGUCAGGUUUAGAUAUCCUGUCUUAUCCCAGUGAGCAUGGAUGUGUUGUUGAGGAACAGGAACUGAAGGAAUCUAGCAGUAUUAAGGAAAGUAGGAAGAGUGAUUUUUUUGAGUCCUCUGAAAAGUCUGUUUCUUUUACCUCCCUGUCCAGUUCUUCCCAACUCUCCCUUUCCUCUAGUUCCCCCCAAACUGGCUCUUGCGACAGUAGUAGAGCAGAAUCAGUGAAAAAGCCACCAGCAGAGAGCUUCAAUCAUAAAGUCGAAAAUGCUGGCAAGAAGAAGGUGCUUCGGGCAUGGGUUUCACCCUCUGAGACACUUCCCAAUCAAACACAACAGAGUGGUGGAAGUGUGUCUGUUAAGCACAGACCUCAUCCUGUGAAGCCAAUGAACACCACAGCAAAUAAGUCGCAUACUAAAAAUUUGACCACAACCACAAAAAUGGAUGAAAACUGGACUGAGAGCAAUAGAAAGAAAUAUGAUCCUUCGGAACCUGCCUAUGCUUAUGCUCAAUUAACACAUGAUGAGCUGAUCCAGCUGGUGCUGAGACAGAAGGAUACCAUUACAAAGAGAGAUCUCCAGGUGCGGGAGCUAGAAAACUACAUUGAUAACUUGCUUGUCAGAGUCAUGGAAGAAACUCCCAACAUUCUUCGGGCUCCAUCUCCAAAAAAUAAGGCUGGAAGGAUGUAAAACCUCUGCCAGUAAACCUGAAUAAAGGACUGGACUCCCAUCUUAUUACUCAAACUUCACAGAUAGAUAAUGUGAAGUUGCUGAUGUUCUGGUACCUGCUGCCUACAAAAAAAAAAAAAAUCACUUUUCCGUGUCUCUUGCAAAAAGUUGAUUCCACUUAUCUGGAGACUAGUUAAUAAUUAUACCAGGUCUUGAAUACAUAAGCCAAAAAUACAAUAGUCAGAAGUCUUCCACCUUUCUUUCUGGUACACUGUAAAUAUUUUACCACCACCUGGCAGGCAUUGUUAAAGAAUGUAAUCAGAGGCCUGAGAUUCAUGUGGCUGUGAAUGUUUUUGAAGCCACUUUUCUCAGUGAGGCACUGAUAGUUGUUGGCUUCUUUAUUUUAUUAGUUUUGGGAGUUUAGCUUAAGGGUUGGUGUUUUAAAAACUGAACCGGGUUUCUCAGACUAAGAACAACAGUUGUUCUUAAUUCUAAGACUUAAGUUGUAGUGCAAUAAGCCAUCGCAUACACUAAUUCAAGGAUUUGAUUGCUUUGUUCAAAUAAUUAUAUUACAGAAGUUGAAAAGCACUCCAGAAAGAGGUUUGGGAACCAUAAGUUGCCUUAUUGUAAAAAAAUUUAAUGCCCUUUAAACAUACUGUAAAAUUGGAAGGCCUUUAAAUCUACAGAAAAUGUGACUACUAAUGAAGUGUCUACAUCUCAUUUUGGGAAGGGAAGCUCAAAGCCUGUAUAAACCUAGUGUUGAAAAAUUUCAAAGCAGUGCUCUGAGCAGGCUCUUAUAGCUGCUUUAAUAUAGCAAAAAUCAAACAAAGAUAUAACUGCCAUUCGACUACAUGAUUAAAGAACAGUUACAAAUUUUAGACGAUACAGGUCUGUCGCAUCUUAUGCGCAUUUAACAUGCGCGAUUUCAACUUUACGUGGUCGGCAAAAACAAAAAAGAGAAAAAUAACAAUUUUAAUACUAUACCUGUAGUGCGGGUGAAAUUGGAUUUUGGCUAUACGCGGUUUUCGCUUUAUGCGCUAACCACAGAACGGAACCCCACGUAAGAUGAGACAGACCUGUAUAGUGAUCUGAAUUAGGAGCUGUUUUGUUUCAUAGCCAUCAUAUUCCUGAUUUGAAGGUUCUUGUUCAAACUAGGGGGCACACAACUCCCUUACAGUUUACUCUGUAUCCUAUAUAAACAUGUAUGCACCUGUUUCCUUCGUGGUACACAUGCUUAGUUUGUUUAUAUUGCUAUGCUCAGCAAGUCGAAGAUUUCUCUGUUGUGCCACUAAAGAUCAUAAAUUUUUAAACAUGCUGUAUUUGGGAAACUAGGACCUACAGUAUGGAACAACUGUCCAAGUUGAUCCAUAUGGAUCAUCUAAAGUGUGUGUGUGUGUGUGUGU